This is a messenger RNA of Perognathus longimembris pacificus (Pacific pocket mouse), 7039 nucleotides long. It is a transcript of the gene Nsd3, whose product is annotated as nuclear receptor binding SET domain protein 3. Gene Ontology annotation, biological process: regulation of DNA-templated transcription. Gene Ontology annotation, cellular component: chromatin; nucleus. Bases 519 to 4832 code for a protein of 1437 amino acids. Gene Ontology annotation, molecular function: histone H3K36 methyltransferase activity. NCBI's taxonomy places the organism in Eukaryota, Metazoa, Chordata, Mammalia, Rodentia, Heteromyidae. The record is from RefSeq and is a predicted model, not a curated record. The transcript has 24 exons.
CGGCGGGAGCGCGAGCGGGCGGCGGCACGGAGGCGCUGAGGCACCGAGGCGCGGAGGCGGGGGCCGACGGGGCUGUGCGCGGGACGCCGCGGAGAGGUGCAUAGGUUCUGUGUGGAACCCCGAGGACCCUACUGCCCUGUCGGGCCGCCCGCCACACGCUCUGCUCCGGCACCAGCGGCUGCGCGGCGGCCCCCGUCCCGUCGCCUUCCUUCCCACUCCACCGCCCGCAGCCUUCCUCCACCCCGCAGCGCGGCCGGCCCGGGCCGGCCGUGGCCCACGUCGGUGCGGGCCGCCAUGGCAGAGGCGCCCGGCGCGGGGGAAAUUUAGUCCGGGGAUUUCAUGCGGCCUAGCUUGGUUCCGUCUCCUACCCCGUCGGCCCCGGCAGCUGCCCGCACCCUCGCCUGACUCCGGGCCUCCGUGUCUCUCCUGUGAUCGCACUGACACGGCCGGGGGUUAGAAUGGAACAAACUGAAGGCCCGGUGAGAGAAAGGGAAAGUUAAGGAUGCUGGAGCAGAACAAUGGAUUUCUCUUUCUCUUUCAUGCAAGGGAUCAUGGGAAACACAAUUCAGCAACCACCUCAACUCAUUGACUCCGCCAACAUCCGUCAGGAGGAUGCCUUUGACAACAACAGUGACAUUGUUGAAGAUGGUGGCCAGACACCGUAUGAAACUACCUUGCAACAAGGCUUUCAGUACCCACCUACAACAGAAGACCUUCCUCCACUCACAAAUGGCUACCCACCAUCGAUCAGCAUGUAUGAUACUCAAACCAAAUACCAAUCAUAUAAUCAGUAUCCCAAUGGGUCAGCCAAUGGCUUUGGUGCAGUUAGAAACUUUAGUCCCACUGACUAUUACCAUUCAGAAAUUCCAAACACAAGGCCACAUGAAAUUCUGGAAAAACCUUCCCCUCCACAGCCACCACCCCCUCCUUCGGUACCACAAACUGUGAUUCCAAAGAAGACUGGCUCACCUGAAAUUAAACUAAAAAUAACCAAAACUAUCCAGAAUGGCAGGGAAUUGUUUGAGUCUUCUCUUUGUGGAGACCUUUUAAAUGAAGUACAGGCAAGUGAGCACACAAAGUCAAAGCAUGAAAGCAGAAAAGAAAAGAGGAAAAAAAGCAACAAGCAUGACUCAGCCAGAUCUGAAGAGCGCAAGGCUCACAAAAUUCCCAAAUUAGAACCAGAGGAACAAAAUAGACCAAAUGAGAGGCUGGACCCAACACCAGAAAAACCAAGAGAAGAGCCCGUAAUCAAAGAGACUGCCCCGGUUCAGCCAGUACUGUCUUCUGUUUCGACAACAGAAGUGUCCACUGGUAUUAAGUUCCAGGUUGGUGAUCUUGUUUGGUCCAAGGUGGGAACCUAUCCUUGGUGGCCUUGUAUGGUUUCAAGUGAUCCCCAGCUUGAAGUUCAUACCAAAAUUAACACAAGAGGUGCCCGGGAAUACCAUGUCCAGUUUUUUAGCAACCAGCCAGAGAGGGCGUGGGUUCAUGAAAAGCGUGUACGGGAGUAUAAAGGUCAUAAACAGUAUGAAGAAUUGCUGGCUGAGGCAACCAAGCAAGCCAGCAAUCACUCUGAAAAACAAAAGAUUCGGAAACCCCGACCUCAAAGAGAACGUGCUCAGUGGGAUAUUGGCAUUGCCCAUGCAGAGAAAGCAUUGAAAAUGACUCGAGAAGAAAGAAUAGAACAGUACACCUUCAUCUAUAUUGAUAAACAGCCUGAAGAGACUUUAUCCCAAGCAAAAAAGAAUGUUACCUCCAAGACUGAUGUUAAAAAACCCCGAAGACCAAGAUCUGUGCUGAAUUCUCAACCAGAACAGACCAGUGCAGGGGAGUUGGCCUCCUCACAGUCAAGUACUGAAAUUCGGAGACAGAGCCAGAGACGGCAAACAAGCACGGAAGAGGAAGAACCACCUCCUGUUAAAAUUGCCUGGAAGACAGCAGCCGCAAGGAAAUCUUUACCAGCUUCCAUUACCAUGCACAAAGGGGGCCUGGAUCUGCAGAAGUGCAACAUGUCUCCUGUUGUAAAAAUUGAACAAGUAUUUGCCCUUCAGAACGCAACAGGAGAUGGAAAAUUUAUUGAUCAAUUCGUUUAUUCAACAAAGGGAAUUGGUAACAAAACAGAAAUAAGUGUCAGGGGGCAAGACAGACUUAUAAUCUCUUCACCAAAUCAGAAAAAUGAAAAGCCAACUCAGAAUAUAUCAUCUCCUGAAGCAACAUCUGGUCCUACAGGCUCAGUAGAAAAGAAACAACAGAGAAGAUCAAUUAGGACUCGAUCUGAAUCAGAGAAAUCCACUGAGGUUGUGCCAAAGAAGAAGAUCAAAAAGGAGCAGGUUGAAACAGUUCCUCAGGCUACAGUGAAGACUGGAUUACAAAAAGGUGCCAGCGAGAUUUCAGAUUCCUGUAAACCUCUAAAGAAAAGAAGUCGAGCCUCAACAGAUGUAGAAAUGACUAGUUCUGCAUACAGAGACACGUCUGACUCCGAUUCUAGAGGACUGAGUGAUCUGCAGGUAGGCUUCGGAAAACAAGUAGAUAGUCCUUCAGGUACUGCAGAUGCAGACAUGUCUGAUGCACAGUCCAUGGAUUCAAAUUUGUCCCGAAGAGCUGUUGGCAGUAGGAAGGACACCGUGUGUCAGAUCUGUGAAAGCCCUGGUGACUCUCUGACUCCAUGUGAGGGAGAAUGCUGCAGACACUUCCACUUGGAAUGCCUGGGGUUGACAUCACUUCCUGAUGGGAAGUUUAUCUGCACAGAGUGUAGCACUGGGGAACACCCAUGUUUUUCAUGUAAAGUAUCUGGUAAAGAAGUGAAGCGUUGUUCUGUUGGAACUUGUGGGAAAUUUUAUCAUGAAGCCUGUGUCCGCAAAUUUCCUACUGCCAUCUUUGAGUCUAAAGGAUUCCGUUGCCCCCAGCACUGCUGCUCUGCCUGUGCUAUGGAGAAAGACAUCUACAAAGCAAGUAAAGGACGCAUGAUGAGAUGCUUGCGGUGUCCAGUUGCCUAUCACUCUGGAGAUGCUUGCAUUGCUGCUGGAAGCGUAUCUGUGACCUCCUAUCUUCUCAUCUGUAGUAACCAUUCCAAACGGGGCAAUCAUUCUAGUGCCGCUAUAAAUGUAGGCUUUUGUUUUGUUUGUGCCAGAGGGCUGAUAGUUCAGGACCAUUCAGACCCCAUGUUCAGUUCAUAUGCCUAUAAGUCCCACUACCUUCUGAAUGAAUCAAAUCGUGCUGAGUUGAUGAAAUUACCUAUGAUUCCUUCUUCGUCAGCUUCCAAAAAGAAAUGUGAGAAAGGUGGAAGAUUGCUCUGCUGCGAAUCAUGCCCGGCUUCCUUCCACCCAGAAUGCCUAAGCAUAGACAUGCCAGAAGGCUGCUGGAAUUGCAAUGACUGUAAAGCUGGCAAGAAACUCCGUUACAAGCAGAUUGUUUGGGUCAAAUUGGGAAAUUACAGAUGGUGGCCAGCUGAGAUCUGCAAUCCCAGGUCUGUGCCACUGAACAUCCAGGGCCUUAAGCAUGACUUGGGGGACUUCCCUGUGUUCUUCUUUGGUUCUCAUGACUACUAUUGGGUACACCAAGGCAGAGUGUUCCCUUAUGUUGAAGGAGACAAAAAUUUUGCUGAGGGACAGACUAGUAUUAACAAGACCUUCAAAAAAGCACUGGAAGAAGCUGCCAAACGUUUCCAGGAACUGAAAGCACAAAGAGAAAGUAAAGAAGCAUUAGAGAUUGAGAAAAACUCAAGAAAACCUCCUCCCUACAAACACAUCAAAGCUAACAAAGUGAUAGGGAAGGUUCAGAUUCAGGUUGCUGACCUGUCAGAGAUCCCCCGCUGUAACUGCAAGCCUGCUGACGAGAACCCUUGUGGCUUAGAAUCUGAGUGUCUGAACAGAAUGUUGCAGUAUGAGUGCCAUCCGCAGGUGUGCCCCGCUGGAGAUCGAUGUCAGAACCAGUGCUUCACCAAGAGGCUGUACCCAGAUGCAGAGGUCAUCAAAACUGAGCGCAGAGGCUGGGGCCUCAGGACCAAAAGAAGCAUUAAGAAGGGCGAAUUUGUAAAUGAAUAUGUUGGUGAAUUAAUUGAUGAAGAAGAAUGUAGACUACGAAUCAAGAGAGCACACGAGAACAGUGUAACUAAUUUUUAUAUGUUAACUGUUACCAAGGACCGUAUAAUUGAUGCUGGACCAAAAGGGAAUUAUUCUCGUUUUAUGAACCACAGUUGUAAUCCAAACUGUGAGACUCAGAAGUGGACAGUGAAUGGAGACGUUCGAGUCGGGCUUUUUGCUCUUUGCGAUAUUCCUGCAGGGAUGGAGUUAACAUUUAAUUAUAACUUGGAUUGUCUGGGGAAUGGCAGAACGGCGUGUCACUGUGGAGCAGAUAACUGCAGUGGUUUUCUAGGAGUGCGGCCAAAGACGGCGUAUGUGUCAGCAGUUGAAGAGAAGGCAAAGAAUGCUAAGUUAAAGCAGAAGAGACGGAAAAUCAAAACAGAACCAAAGCAGAUGUAUGAAGAUUACUGUUUUCAGUGUGGUGAUAGUGGAGAGCUGGUUAUGUGUGACAAAAAAGACUGUCCCAAAGCGUACCACCUUCUAUGCCUUAACCUGACCCAGCCGCCCUAUGGGAAGUGGGAAUGCCCGUGGCAUCAGUGCAGCGAGUGCAGCCGUGCGGCCGUCUCCUUCUGCGAGUUCUGUCCACGCUCCUUCUGUGAAGAUCACAGCAAGGGGGCCCUGGCUCCGUCCGCCCUGGAAGGCCACCUCUGCUGCUCCCAGCAUGACCCCUUGUCGCCUGUGUCGCCUGAGUACUGGAGCAAGAUCAAGUGCAGAUGGGAAUCUCAAGAUUGUAAGGAAGCAGCAGGAGAAUAAAUGGAUGGGGAAAUGAGAAGAAGCAAGCAGACAAUGUGUUCAAAAAAGACUGUGCAGUACAGAUAGCCUUUGCCAUCAGAACUGCCUUAUUAACAAAAAUAGGAGACCAUUCCCACAGGCAGAAGUAGUUGGUGUGUCUGGUUUUUCUGUUUUGUUUCAUUGAUUAGAAGAUUCUUUGUGGAAGGUUAAGUUCCCUUGGUUUUUCCUUGCCUUUUAUUGCAGAGCGGGGCAAAGAAGUGUCUUUGAUUUUAAAAUAGAACAAAGAAAAAAGGAAAGUUUUGUUAAUGAGAUGGUUUAAAAUUCAAGAUGAGUUCCUUGGUUAUAGAAAGCAACAGUAGCCAUCAUUCCUUUAUUUAUUUUCAUUUUUACAAGUUUCAAGAGGUGUGUGUUUCAAAUGGUCUAAUCAGUGUGUGAGAGUGUGUGUGUGUGUGUGUGUGUGUGUGUGUGUGUGUGUGCAGUAAGGAAUUGGGGGAAAGCCCUCUAGAACAGGGUGUGACCACUCUCAGUACCCCUUUCCCCAGCAGGAGGUAGCUGCCUUCUUUCCUUCCACAUGUCUUUCGUAGUCUCAGAGGGAAGAGCUCUCUGCACGUAUUAAACCUGGCGUCUUGGAAAGCAGCGCCUCGCUACCUUUGUGGUCUUAACCUAGAUGGACUUCGUGAUAUGGUAUCUGUACCUAGCAAGACGGAUGGUUUUCUCUAGAAGGUGGGAAGACGUGAAUGUCACCAACUGGCGGUUGGCUUUUCUGGUCUGAUGUCACAUGCUCCUUCCUCCCGACACUGGACGAGGAUCUGAGCGGAGACGCAAGGCACGGACCAGAAGUUGGAUAAUAGAAGUACCACCUUUUUUUCCAAUUUAAUAUAGACCCAUUCAGACUCAGAAUUAAUGGCAUUUUGUAUUCUGUGUAUUUCCUUGUUCCAGUCAGACGUUUCCUUUGCCAGCUGACCAUUCAGACAUGUUCCUUGGCAGAGCUACUCAAGUGAAGUGGGGUUGAUUAGAAUGGAUCUUUUUGUGGGGUUUGAACAGGAAUGGCGGUGAAAUCAGUAGGGCCAUCCUCACAUUCUAUGUAAACCAUUUCUAUUUAGUAUUAUCUAAUACUUAAAAUUACCCCUGCUUUAUAAGGGGAAGAAGUUCUACUUUUACAGGGUAUAGAAAAGCUAUACAAACACUUCAGCUUAGCAAGCAUGUGGAGAAAGCUCCCAAGAAAGUCAGUGUUAGCUAAGAGUUGACUGUGAUGUUUAAAUCUUACUCAAGUAUACUGGGUGUUUGCCUACAAAACUCACCACAUUUAUUAGGAGUGUGUAUGUUCACGUAUUCCUCGUGUGAAAUCCUUAGUGAUGAUUGUUAUAACACCAUAUAAAUAGAAGUCCAGGGUUGGCCUGAGUGAUCACUCGCUCCUCUCUGUGAAUUUGAUUGCUUACAGAUCCUCGUACCUGGUAGCACUUCUUUCCCCUUGACUCGUACCUCGUUCCCUCGGAACUCCAGGAGCGCAGGUGCUCCCCACAUCCCUUCAGUUGUGUUGGUUCCAUUUUCUUAUCUAUUUAGAGCUCUUUCUGGAAAGAAAAAAAGAGCUAUUUGUGCCUCUCUUUUUUGUAUAAAAAUGUGCAAUUAUACUGGAUUUUUCUCUUGUAAAGAAUAAUAGCAACAACACUACAAUUCCUUUACGUAAGCUCCUAAACUGCCAUUUGCCUGAUUGCAGUAAUUAAUUCUGGGGAGACUUAUUUGGCCUCCAGUAAUUCUGUUGAUUAGAUAUGAUCUUAAAAGAAAGAACAAACUGGAAAAUGCUACACAUUACCAAAUCUAAUUGCUAAAAGUAAUGUGAAAUAAACAGCUCAUGAAAACACUAGACCUUGCUCUUAAGCAGUUACGUAGUUUGAUGUCCUUUUAAAAAAUAAUUUAAGAAAAUCUAGGUUUUAUUGUACUAAAGUCUUAUUUUAUAUAAAUAUAUGAUAAAAUAUGGUUUUUUAAACUUACUAACAAGAAUUUCCUUUAAUACACAUGCAGCUCUUGUUGAAACUAUCCAAAUGAAAUCGUAUCUUCUUGUUUUGUUUUCAGAUUAAUGCUAUUUAAUAUCUGAUGACUUUUAUAUAGUGAGCCCAGGUAUAUUCUGUACUGCAACUGCCUUCGGUUGGAGUGCUCGAACAUAGCUUCUGCACUGGGCCCACAUUUUGUUUUUAUAUGUGUAACAGCUCUGCUCUGCAGAGACUUUU